Messenger RNA from Andrographis paniculata, 1887 nucleotides. Its product is annotated as protein DETOXIFICATION 48-like. The coding region runs from base 152 to 1687 and encodes 511 amino acids. NCBI's taxonomy places the organism in Eukaryota, Viridiplantae, Streptophyta, Magnoliopsida, Lamiales, Acanthaceae. Gene Ontology annotation, cellular component: membrane. Gene Ontology annotation, biological process: xenobiotic detoxification by transmembrane export across the plasma membrane. The record is from RefSeq and is a predicted model, not a curated record. Gene Ontology annotation, molecular function: antiporter activity; xenobiotic transmembrane transporter activity. The transcript has 2 exons.
ACAAGACACCCUUUUUCUCAUUAUCCCAUUUUCCUUUUAUUUUAUUUUUUUUCUUUAAAAAAAAAAAAAAAGAAAAUCAUUUUCUUGAUCUCCUUAUUAACUUAGCCAACAUUUUCUUGUUCCAUCAUCUUCACAAUCCAUAAGGUUAGCUAUGUGCAACCCUAAGCCCUCCCAUGGCUUCUUAAACCCUAAAAUAUCAAUGGAACAUUCCUCGGAAAUCGUCGACGAUCACGCCCUUCGUAGGUGGCCGAAUGUCUCCGAGGCCAUUGAAGAAAUCAAAGAAAUCGGGAAAAUUUCAUGCCCCACGGCGAUGACGGGGCUAAUACUCUACUCCCGGGCGAUGAUCUCAAUGCUCUUCCUCGGGUACCUCGGCGAGCUCGAGCUCGCCGGCGGGUCCCUCUCCAUUGGAGUUGCGAACAUCACCGGGUAUUCGGUGAUUUCCGGCCUUGCGAUGGGCAUGGAGCCGAUUUGCGGGCAAGCCUACGGCGCGAAACAAAUGAAGCUCUUAGGGCUAACCCUACAACGGACGGUGGUGCUCCUCCUCGUCACGUGCCUCCCCAUUUCAGUCACGUGGCUCAACAUGAAGACGAUUCUCCGGUGGUGCAACCAGGACGGCGAAAUUGCGGCGGUGGCGCAGACAUUCAUCGUGUUCGCCGUGCCGGAUUUGUUCUUCCUCGCCGUCCUACACCCGAUCAGAAUUUACCUCCGGACGCAGGGAAUUACGCUGCCGUUAACCUACUGUUCGCUCCUCUCCGUCGCGCUGCACGUGCCGAUCAACUUCGCGCUCGUGACGUAUUUCCGGUGGGGAGUCGCCGGAGUCGCGGCGGCGAUGGCGAUCACCGACUUGAAUCUGGUGGUUCUGCUCUGUUUGUAUGUUUAUUUCUCCGGAGUUUACAGGGAGUCCUGGGUGGUCCCGGGACUGGAUUGUUUGAAGGGGUGGACCUCGCUGCUGUCAAUGGCGGUGCCGACGUGUAUCUCCGUUUGCCUGGAGUGGUGGUGGUACGAACUUAUGAUUAUGCUCUGCGGCCUUUUGGCGAACCCUAAAGCUACGAUUGCUUCAAUGGGGAUUUUGAUCCAAACGACGUCGUUGGUGUACGUUUUCCCGUCGGCGUUGAGCUUGGGGGUGUCGACGCGUGUGAGCAACGCGCUCGGCGCCGGGAGGCCGGCGCGUGCGCGGGUUUCGAUGAUCGUGUCGCUGGUUUGCGCGGCGGCGAUGGGGGUGGGGGCGAUGGUGUUCACGACGGCGGUGCGCCACCGCUGGGGGAGGCUGUUCACGGCUGAUGCGGAUGUCCUCCGCCUGACUACGGCGGCGCUGCCGCUCGCCGGACUUUGCGAGCUCGGGAACUGCCCGCAGACCGCGGGCUGCGGCGUCCUACGUGGCAGCGCGCGGCCGACGAUCGGCGCGAAUAUUAACCUCGGCUCGUUUUAUUUAGUCGGCCUGCCGGUGGCGUUUCUGAUGGGGUUUGUUAUGGGGCUCGGCUUCCCCGGGUUGUGGCUCGGCUUGCUCGCGGCUCAGGCGUCGUGCGCGCUGCUUAUGAUGGUGUUUCUGAGCCGAACCGAUUGGCGGCUCCUCGUGGAGCGCGCCGUCGAGCUCACCUCGCCGGAAAAUUCUCCGGCGCCGGAAAUUUCGUGUAAAAUAAACUACAAAAUUGAGGAGACAGAUCCUCUGAUCAUCACGACAUUGUAAUAAUUAAUUUUUCAAAUUAAUUAAUUAAUUAAUUAGCGAUAGUUUAAGAAUCCCUUUUUGGAGACGAGGAUCGAUCACAAGGGGAGUUGCCAAUAUUCUUGAUUGGAUUGCUUUACUAGCUUGUACCUUUGCCUUUCCGUUUUGUACCAUGGCAUUGUAGAGACUUUUGUUUUGGAAUAGGAGAUGUUUAUUUGGGUUUG